UCAUGCAACACAUUGCGUAAAUAUUGCAAAGUUUUAUUGAUUAUACAUAACAAAUCGAUUUACUAUAUAGCAGUUAAUUUGUGUGUUGUUCCUUUGUUCCUUGUUGCAACUAUUUACAAUGUACAUCUACGAGCCGCCAACUAAAAACUCGUUUACCACUGUGGAAGAAUUCCAAGAAGCCUUCAAUCUCUUCGACAAUCGUGGUGAUGGCAAAAUUCAAUUGAGUCAAGUGGGUGAGUGCUUGCGUGCGCUCGGUCAAAACCCCACCGAAUCGGAUGUGAAGAAGUGCACACAUCAAUUGAAGCCGGAUGAACGCAUUAGCUUCGAAGUUUUCCUACCCAUCUACCAAGCGAUUUCGAAGGCGCGUUCUGGUGACACUGCCGACGAUUUCAUCGAAGGUCUGCGCCAUUUCGAUAAGGAUGCUAGCGGUUUCAUUUCAUCAGCUGAAUUGCGACAUUUACUAACCACUUUGGGUGAAAAACUGACCGAUGAAGAGGUCGAGCAACUAAUGACCAACCAAGAAGAUACACAGGGCAAUGUGAAUUAUGAAGAGUUUGUGCGUAUGGUCAUGAAUGGUUAGGUGAAAGUGCCGUUGAUAUAUGUAAUAGUGGCCUGCAUUUAAGUAAUUAAAAGUAAUAUAUAUAUUGAAAACAUUUAUAAUUCCCUUUACAAGCCUACCUGUUUCCAUAACAAUUAAUGCGAAUUGCUUAUUAACAAAGAAGUUAAAAACAAAAGUAAAAUAAAAUUAAAAAGUAAAUAUUUAUAUCAAACCAUAAGUAUUCCACAAGUAUAUGAACAUAUGUUGCCAAUUCGAGAAUUUUUACUGAAUUACCAUUUAUAUAUGUAUAUUCAUGUACUAUAUUUAAUUGUAUUGUUAUAGAUGCGCAAUGUAUGUAGCUCUUUAAUAUGUUCGAACUUGCUUGCUACUUGAUCAAGGCAACAUUUGCAUAUCCCUCUAUAAAAAAGAAACGUACACCUAAAAUUGUAACGGCGUAUUAUUACUUAUGUAUGUUUAACAAUAAAAAAAACAUUAAACUAA
Molecule: messenger RNA, 1039 nt
Organism: Bactrocera latifrons
Lineage: Eukaryota; Metazoa; Arthropoda; Insecta; Diptera; Tephritidae
Gene: Mlc-c
Product: myosin-2 essential light chain
Exons: 2
Coding region: 119-580 (153 amino acids)
Cellular component (GO): myosin II complex
Molecular function (GO): myosin heavy chain binding; calcium ion binding
Source: RefSeq, a predicted model, not a curated record